Messenger RNA from Trifolium pratense (red clover), 2362 nucleotides. RefSeq names its product probable alkaline/neutral invertase B. Gene Ontology annotation, biological process: sucrose catabolic process. The transcript is spliced from 5 exons. Bases 294 to 2003 code for a protein of 569 amino acids. The record is from RefSeq and is a predicted model, not a curated record. Gene Ontology annotation, molecular function: sucrose alpha-glucosidase activity; endo-alpha-N-acetylgalactosaminidase activity. Lineage: Eukaryota; Viridiplantae; Streptophyta; Magnoliopsida; Fabales; Fabaceae.
AGAGCUUCUUCACGUGUUUCUUUCUUUGUAAGUGACUCAGCUCAGUGAAUGAAUGAAUGAGGGUUGGUUAGUUUAAUUAAUUAACCAAAUUAAUUAUUACUUCCUCCUGAAUUAAUUAUUGCAUACUAUUAAAGUACUAAUAUUAUUAUUAUUAUUAUAUAUCAUAUGAUCAUCAUAUCAUUUCAUUUUCAUCACAUACACACACAAACACAAACACAUACGGUGCUGUGAGUGAGUCUCAUGCUUUCGGAUUUUGAGCACUACUACUGCAAGUGCUAAGAUUUUACUGGAAAAUGUCUUCCACUCCAAUAGAAUGGUCUCAUCACAAUGGAAAUGGAAAUCUUAAAAAUCCAGACUUGCUACGUAAUGUGGCAGAAAUUGAGGAAUUUGAUUUCUCUAAAGUAUUAGAUAAGCCAAGGACUUUGAACAUAGAGAGACAAAGAUCGUGUGAUGAGCUAUCAAUAGCCCUUUCUCCGCGUCAAUCCUUCAUAAAAGCUGACAACUUUUCUCGCCAUGGAGAACAUCUUGAUAAUGCAUUUUCUCCUAUGCAUAAAUCAGGCCUUAAUACUCCAAAAUCACUGAUAUUGGACCCUCAUUCAAUAUUGCCUGAAGCUUGGGAAGCUCUGAGGCGUUCCUUGGUAUACUUUCGUGGUGAAGCAGUUGGGACAAUAGCUGCCUUGGACAAUUCUGAAGAGAACCUGAAUUAUGAUCAGGUUUUUGUAAGAGACUUUGUCCCAAGUGCUCUGGCUUUUCUGAUGCACGGGGAACCAGACAUUGUUAAGAAUUUUCUCUUAAAGACUCUUCGUCUUCAAUCAUGGGAGAAAAAGAUUGAUAGGUUUCAUCUGGCAGAAGGGGUGAUGCCUGCUAGUUUUAAGGUAUUCCAUGAUCCGGUCAGAAACCGUGAAACCCUGAUAGCAGAUUUUGGUGAAAGUGCAAUAGGAAGGGUUGCUCCUGUUGAUUCUGGAUUUUGGUGGAUUAUAUUACUUCGUGCAUACACAAAAUCUACGGGAGACUCUUCUUUGGCUGAUCGGCCUGAAUGUCAAAAGGGUAUGCGUUUGAUUCUGAGCUUAUGCUUGUCAGAGGGGUUUGAUACAUUUCCAACAUUACUAUGUGCUGACGGGUGCUGUAUGAUUGAUCGUAGGAUGGGUGUUUAUGGCUACCCAAUUGAAAUUCAAGCAUUAUUCUUCAUGGCUUUAAGAUGUGCCAUGCAAUUGCUAAAGCCAGAUGCUGAAGGAAAAGAGUUUAUGGAACGAAUUGUGAAACGCCUGCAUGCCUUGAGUUAUCAUAUGAGAAGCCACUUUUGGUUGGAUUUGAAGCAACUAAAUGAUAUAUAUCGCUUCAAAACAGAAGAGUACUCACAUACUGCAGUGAACAAGUUUAAUGUGAUUCCCGAUUCUUUACCAGAUUGGAUUUUUGAUUUCAUGCCCCAUCAUGGUGGAUACUUUAUUGGGAAUGUGAGUCCAGCUAGGAUGGAUUUUCGUUGGUUUUGCCUUGGUAAUUGCAUAGCAAUUUUGUCCUGCUUGGCAACUCCUGAGCAGUCAGUUGCAAUCAUGGAUCUCAUAGAAUCACGGUGGGAGGAAUUAGUUGGGGAGAUGCCUGUCAAAGUUUGUUAUCCAGCCCUUGAAAACCAUGAAUGGAGGAUCAUAACAGGAUGUGACCCAAAAAAUACUAGAUGGAGUUAUCACAACGGGGGAUCUUGGCCAGUUAUGUUAUGGUUUUUGUCUGCGGCGGCCAUCAAGACUGGGCGACCCCAAAUUGCAAAACGUGCCCUUCAAAUUGCUGAGUCCAGAUUGCUAAAAGACAACUGGCCUGAAUAUUACGAUGGAACACUUGGUCGAUACAUUGGGAAGCAGGCUCGAAAAUGCCAAACCUGGUCUAUUGCUGGUUACUUGGUGGCCAGGAUGAUGCUUGAUGAUCCUUCACAUUUAGGUAUUAUAGCACUUGAAGAAGACAGACAGCUAAAGGAACCUUUGCUCAAGAGAUCAAAUUCAUGGACUUUGUGAUUUAUUUUUAUUUUUUUAUCUUUCCUCAUCAAUUUUGACCUGCAACGAUUGAAAAGGAAGAACUGAGUGGAAGAAGAAGGUGGGGGCAAACACUGUAAUGAAGCAUUCUGUGUUUUAUUCCAUGUGUCAAGUGUAAAGUGUUUGCGCAUUCCUUCCAUGGAAUGCUCAUAUGUGUAGCAUCUGCAGAGUUUUUAAGGAUUCUCGAUGGCAAAAGUUGUUUUAUGCUAAAGGUGAGGUCAUGGCUCUUUCUCUGGAACAGCGUACAGUUCUUGGUGCUGCUGACAAUAGAUUGUGUUUUCUUGAUCUGGCAUUACCACAUCACAGAAUGUGGUGAAAUGAAAUUAGAGUAUAAUCAUUCA